CGUUUCAGCGGGCCAUGAAUAUGGCCUUCGCUGAGUUCGUUAACAAAACCCGACUAACCCAGCCCCUGAUUAAUUUCUGCGUGAUUGUGUACAUGGAUGAUAUUUUGGUCUUUUCAAAAACACAUGAGUACCACGUGGAACACAUUGAGUGGGUUUUGCAUGCACUGAAAGAUGCGGGGUUCAAAGUGGCCUUGGAGAAAAGCGAGUUCUUCUUGUCGGAGAUCUCAUUCUUGGGGUACAUCGUCACGGUCGAUGGACUAAAACCGGAUCCGAGGAAGGUGGCAGCAGUUCAAGACGCCCCGGCGCCGGUCACACUCACCCAAGCUCGGGCUUUUCUAGGGCUGGCAUCCUAUUCCCGACGCUUCAUCAAGGGGUUCGCCGACUUAGCGAAGCCCCUCACGAACCUGCUGAAGAAAGAGGAACAGCUGAUCUGGAUGUCGGAAUGCGAAGCGGCAUUUCAGGCAUUGAAGGAGGCUCCGACAUCUGCUCCUGUGUUGGCGUGCCCCGACCCGACAAGACCGUUCGCACUGUACACAGACUGGCAGCCUCAGGCGAUAUCGGCGGUGCUGACUCAGCACAGCAAGGACAGAAGGGAGCACGUCAUUGAGUAUGCGUCCAAGACGCUGAGCCAGGCGCAGGCUAAUUACGAAGCAUGCAAAGGCGAAUGCCUGGCGGUGGUGUGGGGGAUUCAGCACUUCCGACCGUAUCUGUACGGCCAGAAAUUUGUGCUGGUAAUGAAUCAUCAGCCGCUGCUAUCCCUACGCAACAACACGGACUACACGGGGACGCUGGGCAGGUGGGCGGUGCGUCUGCAAGACUAUGACUUCGACUUCCGCCACCGUGUCACGCGGCAGCAUGGUAACGCCGAUGGAUUAACGCGCCUUCUGCCGCCCAACAAGUGUCCCACCAACGAGCGACUCAUUCCGUGGAGGCCAGAAGUCGCGGCGACGAAACUGCACUACGGGGAGCUACAUGUGCUGCAGCACUUAGUGGAGCUAACUGACGUGGAGCCGCUGCCUUUCACCGAUGAAGACGCGUGGGAGUUGCACCGGGCGCUGUACAAGUCGGUGACGUUGGGGAUGUUCCAGUUCUUCGUGGAGCACGAAGACCACUGCAUCGGGGAGCACUUCGUCGUCUACUACGUCAUCACGCGGCCCAAGCCAGCGGAGAAGGAAGGGACGGUCGCGUUGUACCCAUUCGCCCAGCUCCAGACGAUCGAUCCGGGAUUGUUGGAGCUCAUACACCUUGAGCUCCUCUUCAUUGCGCAGGUGAUCUCGAGCGAGGAGGAUGAGAUCCAACCGCGAUUGCGGACGGCGACGGCCCCACGGAGAACGUACAACGCGGUCGUCAUCCCGGAGUACAUUGCGCAGCGCACGGAGAGAUUGGAGGACUUCCCGGAGGAAAGGCCGUUGCGUCCUCCCUCGUCGUAUCCCCGACCGGCGGCACCGAAGGCCCCCAAGAAGACGCCACCCAUCGCCAGGGGCGCAAGGCAGCAGGAUCGGCGGCGGCGAGGAGGUGAUUCAGUCCGCACGUCCGCGGAAUCCGGACCCCGUGCCUGGGAGUGCGGCGACGCUUGUUAAGGAGGCUGUCGUGCCAUCGCCGCCCGUUCCGCG
Messenger RNA from Chara braunii, 1613 nucleotides. The record is from the annotation of a GenBank genome assembly. NCBI's taxonomy places the organism in Eukaryota, Viridiplantae, Streptophyta, Charophyceae, Charales, Characeae.